Messenger RNA from Diaporthe batatas, 2399 nucleotides. RefSeq lists its product as uncharacterized. The transcript is spliced from 2 exons. Gene Ontology annotation, cellular component: membrane. NCBI's taxonomy places the organism in Eukaryota, Fungi, Ascomycota, Sordariomycetes, Diaporthales, Diaporthaceae. Gene Ontology annotation, biological process: transmembrane transport. The record is from RefSeq and is a predicted model, not a curated record. Bases 133 to 1713 code for a protein of 526 amino acids. Gene Ontology annotation, molecular function: transmembrane transporter activity.
GGGGGCUCUGCCAGUGCUUCGUUUCUCCCCGACAACAGACCCACCAACUCUGUUUAGUGUCUUCGUAAGGACUUUCUUCAAAUUCGCAGAAGCAGAUGUUCGAUUAUGCUGCAUGGUUAACCUAAAAAAAAAAUGUCUGAUCAAAGACUCAGAUCUACCGGAGAUGAAGAGAGGACUCCUCUCCUGGGGGAGCAGCAGGCGAGCGACGCGUCAGCCAGUGGUGCCAAACCCGACUCAGACCCGGAGCAGGAAGGCAGACCGAAACUGUUUGAUAACCUGGCCCGACUUCGCGUCCUGCUGCUUCUGUGCUCCUCCGUCGUCGCGGCCGAUUUUGGAUACUCACUCGCCUAUGCGCCGCAGUUGUCGAUCUCCGAAUCGAUCAUAUGUAACCAGUAUGAUCACCGUGCCAUACAAUCACCAAGCGGUCCGGGUCCCUCGCAUCCCUGCAAGUCACCUGAGGUCCAGGGUGAACUUGCAUUACUGUACGGAUGGAAAGACACCUUCGACGGGAUACCUGGUAUUCUCCUAGCUCUUCCAUAUGGUGUUGCGGCAGAUCUGAUUGGCCGGAAGCCGGUCAUCCUGCUGGCUUUGACAGGUAUGAUACUGGAAGAAUUUCUGACACGCCUCAUCCUCUGGUGGAGUGCGGGUGGCAUUGUACCUUUGCGAUCGUUGUGGCUCGCACCAUUGCUUCAACUAGUUGGUGGAGGGCCGCAGAUAGCCACAUCAAUGGUCUUUACUAUUCUCACAGACAUUACCCCCAUGGAAGGAAGGGCGUCACUCUUCUUUCGCUUAUCAGCUGCGAUACUACUUGGAGAGAUUGUCGCAACACCCCUUAGUGCUAUCCUCAUGUCGAACUGGUCGCCCUGGAUACCGUCCCUCCUUGGAUUGUUCUGUCAGUUCUUUGCCCUGGCAGCGGCGACUGCUGUAACCGAGACCCUCUCCGCCCCAACCUAUAACGAGUUGUCCGAAAGUCAAGCCCACCAUAUGCAAGACGUGCCGCGUCCUUCAAAUGGGUCAUGGAAAAGCAAGUUGAAAGAUGCUAUCCCCCGAUGCCAGCCCGGGGGACUGAGCAGCAACACACUUUGUGCGAUCUUGUCGUUCUUGUUCGCCAGCAUCGGCGGACUUCCUUUACAAUUCGUCAUCCAAUACGCCUCCAAGCGCUUUGGUUGGACCAUCGCUCGCGCGAGUCUCCUAGUCACCAUCAAAGGGAUAAUCAACCUCGCGCUACUGCUGGUGAUUCUGCCCAAGAUAUCAACUAUACUCAGCCAAGUCAUGCCUCCCUCCCGCAAGGACUUGCGCCUCGUCCAGGCCAGCAUAGCAUUUUUGACGAGCGGCACCACGGUCAUGGCCGUCUCCGCGGAUCCGGCCCUGUUCAUAAUCGGUGUCUGCCUUUUCGCGUUGGGGUGGGGCUACUUUGCAGCCGUUCGCAGCCUCGCAACAGAGCUCGUGGUGCCUUCCAAGGUCGGCGUCCUUAACACGUCUUUCGCCUUCGCACAAGGUGUAGGCGGCCUUGUGGCCGGUCCGGCCCUGGCUACCGCACUCAAACGGGGAGUUGAGCUUGGCGGCUUCUGGACUGGGCUGCCGUACAUGAUUGCUUCGUUGUUUCUCGUCGUGGCCGCCGGUUUGUCGUACGCCAUAAGCAUCCCCGAAGGGAGUCAUGCAGAAGAGGACAAUGGUGAGAAUCACGCGCAAAGUCAAGAGAUUGGCACAUGAUCAACAGCUUCCGGGACAGACUAUUCACAUAGAAAGUGGUCAUCAACUCACGUUAUAACACGGCCUUACCACCACCAUAUGCAGGCGCCAUGUAUGUCCUCGGACGUCUGCGGAAUAGAAGCGAAACCAGGUAUAAGACGGCCAGAGCAAUAAUGGAGAAAUUUAAACACCCUCCAGUCCGCAUCUAUUGAGAAAGCGAAGUUCUCGACCUAGAACCACCCGAGUAUGAGGACGAAACCCACAACCUGUGUGAUGGCACUGACGCCGAGUGCGAGGCAGGAUGGCAAUCCCUCUCAAACUCAAGCCAAGCGUAUGCUAUCUCUUCUAUCUGGUCUAUAUCUGAAGCUGGGAAUGGAAAUAAAGGCGUUCGUUUCUUGUUCAGUCCCUCUGGCGCACAUCGGUUUCGCGCGAUGGAGUUUGAAGAAGUCCGAUACUGGGGUGGGGUUAGUAUGCGUUCAUCAAGAGGGCUCAGCCGGCUGAGUAAAGGUGGUCUACGAUCAAAACGGUCUGUCCACGGGUGGUAUCGCUCCAGAUGGGGGCGGAGCAGAGUCGAAAUGACCACUGACUGGUCUGUCUGCACAUAAGUUGAUUUUAGAUGCAUAUACCAGGCGCUUCAAUCUUGGAGCUGAACAAGCUGUAACAGAAUACAUGACGGUCUAAAUCCGGGCCGUCGAUUUGUGCUGGGA